GACAGUAUUGUAGUUUGACGAACAUGUUAAAGAUCGCGCUUAGAGUUCUGCCCCUUAUAUUGGGCAUUUGCGGUACGCUCGCCCAGGGAUAUAUUCCCUCCGCUUUGGUUCGCUGUUCAGUGGAUGAUAAGAACUGCUUUAAAACUCAAGCGGAGCAAUAUGUGAAGUAUUACAAAAAUGGAAUUCCGGAGCAUGGUAUUCCGGGCGUGGAGCCUUUAGAAUUGGGAGCACUGAACUUUCGGCUUGGCAACGCAAAUAGCCCGUUACAAAUGGAAUUGGAGGCAACUAAUGUUGCUGUCGCAAACUUUGGCAACGGCCUGAUCGUAGACAGCUUGCAGAUUAAUGCCUCUGCCACGGAUCUUACCACACCCUUUAAUGUGAUCUGGAAAAUAAGUUUCCCCGAGCUGGAUAUCAAUGCCGAUUACACGUUGAAGGGCAAAUUUCUUAUCUUGCCCAUGAAUAGCAAGGGUAAGCUGAAAGCCAAGCUGAGCAAAGUAGUGGUCACUGCUACUUGUUUUAAUCAGCCCGAGAAGCGUAAAGAUGGCAACACGUACUUAAAGAUCGUAAAGAUCGGCGCAACAGAAUCCAUUGGCAGCAUCAAGAUAAACUUCACGAAUCUAUUCAAAGAUGCGGAACUGAAUGAAGCAACUGUGAAGGUGUUCAACGAUGAAUUUUCGACAUUCGAGGGUGAGAUCAAACCGAAGUUAAUGAACGCCAUCACACGUAAAAUGAAGUCCGUAUUGCAAAAGCUCUUCGAUGUGAUGCCUUAUGAGGGUUUGUUCCUCAAUAAAAAAGUAAAAUAAUGAUAUAAAGAA
This is a messenger RNA of Drosophila nasuta, 815 nucleotides long. Its product is annotated as circadian clock-controlled protein daywake-like. Bases 24 to 803 code for a protein of 259 amino acids. The transcript has 3 exons. Lineage: Eukaryota; Metazoa; Arthropoda; Insecta; Diptera; Drosophilidae. Gene Ontology annotation, biological process: multicellular organismal reproductive process. The record is from RefSeq and is a predicted model, not a curated record.